Molecule: messenger RNA, 1398 nt
Organism: Lithohypha guttulata
Lineage: Eukaryota; Fungi; Ascomycota; Eurotiomycetes; Chaetothyriales; Trichomeriaceae
Gene: RIB1
Product: GTP cyclohydrolase II
Exons: 1
Coding region: 1-1398 (465 amino acids)
Biological process (GO): riboflavin biosynthetic process
Molecular function (GO): GTP cyclohydrolase II activity
Source: RefSeq, a predicted model, not a curated record
AUGACUUCUUCUCCUCUGCCCUCUCACGCUUCACCAGUCAUAGCACCUCUGGCACGACCAUCUGCACAAUACCUCACUGGCUGGUCGGACCUCGAGAACAGCUCUCAACCAGGAACUCCUGGUGUCCCUCACAAUCUCAUUUCUCCAGCAUAUACACCUCCUCUCACUCCAUCGAUCCCUAGCACACCAUCCGGCCGACCUCAUUAUCGUACUCACGAGCCAGAGUCAAUUCCAGUGGACACUUCCCUUGACGAUUCUGUGACCAAGCAACCACGCCUCGUGCAACAUCUGCCGGUGGUAGAAUGUCUCGUUCGCGCGCGUAUCCCCACCACUUCAGGCGCAGAAAUGUUCCUGCAUCUGUACCAGAAUGAUAGCGACAACAAAGAACAUUUAGCCAUUGUAUUUGGAAACAACAUCCGGAGUCGCAGUUUGGAUGCCGAAAAGACGGGCGAGACCGAGAUGGACCGCAUGAUUCGAGGCGCAUACGUCGGACGUUUACGACCUGGUCGCACAAGCAGCAGACGCGAAGACGAGAACGAUUUACGACGAAAAGUUCUCAGACCAGACGCUGGGACGAAGCGCCGGAAAAGGAGUGGCAGCAGUCUCAAGAACGUCAGCGUACCAGAAGGAGAGGCUGUAGACUAUAUGAGUGCUUCUACGUCUACCACUUCUCCCACACACUCAGAUGGUGCAUCCACACCUCCAUUGUCAGGAACAGCUGCCUCAACCCAAUCACAGGAUGAACAAAACGCCGAAUCAAUAUCCUCACGUCCUCAACCUCCAGCAAUACCACCAGGUAAUCCAGCCUCAGCGCCACCUACAACCCCUCCCAUCCUCAAACCCCCGCUCGUCCGCAUCCAUUCCGAAUGUUACACAGGCGAGACUGCCUGGUCCGCUCGCUGCGAUUGUGGUGAACAACUCGAUGAAGCCGCUCGUCUCAUGUCCACAUCCUCUCUACUCAACCCCGACCCAUCCACGAUUGGUGGUGUCAUCGUCUAUCUCCGUCAAGAAGGACGCGGCAUUGGUCUUGCGUCAAAACUCAAAGCCUACAACCUACAAGAUCUAGGAAAUGAUACGGUCGAGGCAAACCUCCUCCUUCGUCAUCCGGCAGAUGCGCGCACAUAUGGUCUCGCGACGGCAAUAUUGCAAGAUUUAGGACUAGGGACAGACACAGACCAGGAGAAAAGGCCGCAAGCGAGAGGAAUUCGAUUGCUUACCAAUAACCCAGAUAAAGUCAGGGCAGUAGAAGGCCCGGGAAGAGAGGUCAGGGUUGUGGAGAGAGUCGCCAUGGUGCCUGUUGCUUGGAAGACAAAGGGCGAGAGAGGUGUGCAGGGUGAGGAACUGACAAGGUAUCUGGAGACAAAAAUUGGAAGGAUGGGACAUAUGAUUCAUGAAUGA